Molecule: messenger RNA, 1137 nt
Organism: Recurvomyces mirabilis
Lineage: Eukaryota; Fungi; Ascomycota; Dothideomycetes; Mycosphaerellales; Teratosphaeriaceae
Exons: 3
Coding region: 1-1137 (378 amino acids)
Source: RefSeq, a predicted model, not a curated record
AUGGCAGCCGCCUUCGACGUUGAAUCUGCUCGAAAGCAUUUCCCAGCACUUUCCCACCAGCAGAUAUACUUUGAGAAUGCAGGAGGUAGUCAGAUCUUGAAGGAAGUGGUCGAUACCAUCUCAAACUACCUUCUCGACAACAAUGUUCAGCUUGGAGCGUCAUACAAGAAAUCCCAGGAAUCCACGGAGCUCUUCGGCAAAGGCUGUGAGGCAGUGGCAAAGUACAUCAAUGCCUCACCCGAAGAGGUCGUUCUCGGACCAUCCACGACACAGCUCUUCCGGAAUCUAGCCUUCUCCUUGUACGACUACAUAACUCCAGACUCAGAAAUCGUAAUCUCAAAGCUGGAUCAUGAAGCCAACAUUGCCUCCUGGGUCCAGCUAGCCGAAGACAAGAAGUGCAAGCUGAAGUGGUGGGGCUCAUCGAACAAGACGAACCCUCAGCUCGACUGUGGUGAGCUUCGCAGUCUGAUGUCCGAGAAAACGAAGCUGGUCACUUGCACACACACGAGUAAUGUGCUUGGGACGAUCAAUGAUAUCAAAGCCAUUGCCAAGACAGUCCAUGGGGUGCCGGGAGCGCUUCUAUGCGUGGACGCUGUAGCAUUCGCGCCACACCGAGCAGUCGAUGUGAGAGAUCUGGAAGUGGACUUCUACUCCUUCAGCUGGUACAAGGUGUAUGGCCCGCACAUCGCCAGUCUGUAUGCUUCGAAAGCAGCACAGAAGCACCUCCGGACGCUGGGUCAUUUCUUCAAGCCGACGGACACUCUGGAGAACCUGCUGGGGUUGGCAGCAGCAAACUAUGAGCUGACGGCAAGCAUACCGCAAGUAGUAGACUAUCUUGCCAGCCUGUCGUGGGAUGACAUUGCAGAGCAUGAGCAGCGACUCCAAUCGAUCUUAUUAGAGUACCUGCGGAGCAAGCCAGAUGUCUUCAAGAUCUGGGGCGAGCCUUCUGCGAAUAAGGCGAAGAGGGUGCCUGUCAUGAGCUUCACAGUAGCCGGACGGAGCAGCAAGGACGUGAUCGACGCCAUCGAGAAGCAGAGUGACUAUGGCUGUAGAUAUGGUGCCAUGUACUCAAACAGACUAGUGGUCGACAUCAUGGGCCUGGAUGCGGUCGAUGGCGUAGUGAGGAGGACGAAGUGA